Molecule: messenger RNA, 4348 nt
Organism: Archocentrus centrarchus (flier cichlid)
Lineage: Eukaryota; Metazoa; Chordata; Actinopteri; Cichliformes; Cichlidae
Gene: gpc5a
Product: glypican 5a
Exons: 9
Coding region: 267-1988 (573 amino acids)
Biological process (GO): regulation of protein localization to membrane; cell migration; positive regulation of canonical Wnt signaling pathway
Cellular component (GO): plasma membrane; cell surface; extracellular region
Source: RefSeq, a predicted model, not a curated record
CUGCUGUCGGUCCAGCCAACUUGGACAACUUGCCUCUUUGAAACCGACAAGUCACACCGCUGUAACUUUGUCCCUGCGUGUGGAUUUAAAGGUUAAUCCUCGACGGAAACAAACGGCACACGUGUCGACGCUCAACCCUGCGAUGUGGACUCACCUGAUAACUGGCACUCUCUAGGUUUAAGAGAAACCUCAACUUCCAAGUAGACUUAUUUAUUUUUUUUUAUUUUUAAACAUUUUUCUGAUCAUUAACCCGGGAUUUUAUUAAAAUGGAUGCGCUGUGGGUCCACCGUGUUUUCCUCCUGGCAUGUUGCUGUGGCUCAGGGCUCGGAAGUCCAAACAAAUGCGACGAAGUGCGCAAAGUUUUCCAACUCAAACAAAUCGGACCAAGUCAAUUAUUGCCUUUAAGUCCCACACCAGGUUCAGAUCUUCAGGUGUGUGCGUCCAAGAACUCCACGUGUUGCACCAAAAAGAUGGAGGAGAAGUACCAGGUGGCGGCCCGGCGAGACAUCCAGAACCGUAUCCAGACGUCCAGCUUCAGCCUGAAGUUUCUCAUAUCGCGCAACGUGGCCGCUUUUCAAGAUGCCUUUGAGGCCCUGUUGUGGCAGGCGGAGAAUUACACCAAUACCCUCUUCCAGGACUUGUACCACAGCAUGGCUGAUCAGGCUACGGGCCCAGUACGGGAACUCUUCACUGACAUUAGCCUCUUCCUGCUGGGAUCUGAGUUGAGUGUAGAUGGGUUAGUGCAGCGAUUCUUUGAUGCUCUCUUCCCAUUGGUCUACAGUCACUUCAUCAGCCCGAGCCACAGUGACACAUCGUCGGGUUACACCGAGUGUGUGAGGUCAAUAAGCCGUGAAGUCAGACCAUUCGGUGGGGUGCCCGGCCACCUGGCUGAUCAGAUUGGGCGCUCUGGGGUCUCUGGGAAGCUUCUUCUUCAGGCGCUGCACCUGGGAAUUGAAAUCAUCAAUACCACGGACCACUUGCAACUAAGCCGUGAGUGCAGACGGGCCCUACUUAAGAUGCACUACUGCCCUCAUUGCCAGGGCUUAACCCAAUCCAGCCCCUGCAUGGGCUACUGCCUCAACGUGAUGCGGGGGUGUUUGGCAAGCCUGGCAGAGAUUGACAUCCACUGGAGGGAAUUUGUACGCUCGCUGGAGGGCCUGUCAGCAAGGAUGCAUGGACCUCAGGAUUUGGAGCAAGUGCUUCUGGGAAUUCACAGGCUUGUUCAUGAUGCUGUCAGGCAUGCUCAGAAAAAUGGACCCCGACUCUCAGCACAGGUUUACAAACUGUGUGGCCCACCAAGCAGGAAGCCAGCUCAGUCGGUCAGAAUCCAGCACAGCAGCAGCAGCAGCAGCAGUGAAUCCAUCCCUCUUAAAGCUUCUGUCAGAGUGUCAGGAGCCUCACUCAGUAACAGGAGAAAGGACUUUCUGAACAGUCUGCGUCUCUACCUCACAUACUACGGUGGCCUGGCUGAUCAGCUGUGUAUGACCGACCGUGCAUCCAGCGACGCGGUGUCCUGCUGGAAUGGGACAGAAAUUGUAAAAAGCUACACUCUCCGUGUGGUCGGAAAUGGAAUCAGAGCUCAGGUGGCCAACCCCGAAGUCAAAGUGAAAGGACCUGACCCUGUCAUCAAUCAGAUCAUUGACAAACUCAAGCACAUCAAUCAGCUGUUGCAGGGAAAGUCCAUCCCUAAAUUGGGCUCACUGGAUCAGAUUGAAACAGGAAGUGGCGAUGCAGAGGGUCAUUACAGCGGGGACUGUGACGAUGAGGAUGGUUGUGCUGGUUCAGGUGCUGGUGAUGUGAAGAGGAAAGUCACCAGAGUCUUGAGUCCGGAUGUGACCGGUAAUCACAAACGUCAUCAUCAUCAUCAUCAUCAUCACCGUCCACCCGCCAAGGAUUCAGAAAUGGAGGGCAGAUCCAGGAGCUUCAGACUGACAGGCGCCAUCUGGGUCCUGGUGUUGCCUUGUUUACAUAUGCUCCUGGCCUUGUAACAGCUGCUGCUUUGCAGCUUGAAACGUUCAGACUUGAUUUCAAGAUUAUUUAUCCAGGAAAAGGGCCAGAGGACCUAAAAAGCUCUGAUAAAUCACGGACCUUCAGUUCCACACAGAGGAGGACACGGCAGGAGUGAUUGUGUGGAAACUACAAGACUCAGUGUCUCCUAUUAAGCAUACGGUGGCUUUGAAAAGUAUGGAUUAUUUUUUAUCAGUCACCUGGCAUUUAUUAACACAAACCAUGGCUUAUUUAUAAAAGAUUAUGUCAAAAACAGCUACAGCAUAUGUUGUAAGCUAUUUCUUGUUUCUUUCUGUAUAUUCAGUAUAAGGUGUGUAGUAAACAUUUUAUUACAAACUACCAAACCACACAAUAAAGACAGGAUUUCAUUUACAGUAAAAGCGGUCGUCACAGGUCUUGCAGUUGUGAUUUUAUACAAUUCUAAGACUCCUUUCUGUGUAUUAAUCCAAGUGUGUUUUUUUGAAUGCUGCAAAACAGUUCAAAUCAUUGUAGAAACCUUCAGUAACUUGUGUAUGAACUAUAUAUCAUACAUUUUACUAAUGACAAAAAAGAAUUUCAGAUGUCUGCUUCUCUUCGAUAAUCGCUGCUUUGCUGUCCAGGAUCCAUUUAAUUGGUAUACUUCAAUUCUAAAACUGACCUGUGAUGCCAUGCGGAGAAACGUGAUGAAAGAAGAGCUGUGAGCAGGUGGACGUGGGGGGCAAGUGAGAGAAUUUAUACCCCUUUCUUCUUUAGAAAUAGAUUAGUUUCCCCAGGAGUCUAUUAUCAUCUUUCAAACUCAAUCCUCCUCUGCCUUCAUAGGCCUGGAUAGGGGCUGAUAGCUCCUGGAGCCACUGGUGAGGAAGAAUCCAAUUGCUUCGACCCUAUACCUUCCUGCAUACCGCCGCUGUGCUGCUGACAGGUUUCCGUACAGAGAAAAGUAAAAUGAUUUGUUUCACAUGCGCCGUGCGUGUCCCUCAGUGGCCGAGAGAGAAAAGUGGUACUGAAGAAUGGCACUUUGCCUCACAUAUGCUAAGGAGCAAACUCCAGUGGCCAAAAUGAUCAUUUUCAAAUCUAAAUGUCACUACUAUAUUUAGCAUAUGCACAUAAAUACACACAUUUCAGAAGUGAAAGUAAACCGUAAAGCUGCUACUGUAAAUAUAGAUCGCAGUGUAACUGAAACAUUCCAUUUUUUUCUAUUUUAGUUCAAGUGUACAGAAAGAUUUAUAGCGCAAUAUACUUUAAUAGCAGUAAAAACCAGUAAUGAUUAUUGUUAAGAUGAAGUGAAAUUAAUUUAUGAAGUCAUAUUAUAAUUAAUAUGUACUGAGAAAUGUAUAUGAAACCCAUGACUGUUCACUGCUCAUCUUAAUGUGGAACUGAACGGCACAAAGUGCAAAUUGGAUUUCAUCUUUAGCUUCACCUUAAAUCCCCCCCGAAAUAUAAUUUCCUUGGGUGCUCCGUUUGAUCAUAUAUGGUCAUAUUUUAAAAGCCUGCGACCUUCCUCAAACUGCGGCUGUGGGGAAGCGUGAACGCUAAUUGCUUUCAUUGGCCAUUUUCACCUUUUUAUACGUCAGGUUGGACUCUAAUGCAUUCAAGGUUGUUUAACUAGCUGGAAGCUUUGAGUCUCAAGGUUAAUAAAUGUGUAUACAUUUUACUCAUCAUUUCUUGCAUUGAUUUAGCGUCUUAUCUCGUGGCUUCUGAUCUCGGACGAGAUUCCCAGAUGACAAUCGUCACUUCGAAACAGCCUUAAGGCAGUCAUUUGACUUCAUAAUAAGUCACAGCUGCUGCCUCAAACCAAUUAUAUCACAGGUUUCCGCCCCCAAAGUUAGCGCUGUUGUCGUUUGAACAACUGUCUUAAUGACACCCCUAAAGAAUGGUGUUCAGCCCCGUAAUGACAGGCAGCAGACACAGAGACAAAGGUGCCUUCAGGCUAAAUAGAGAUACCAGGUUAUACUGGUUCUCCUUACUUAGAGAAAGUAGGUUUGAUUUGAUGUCUUAUAUAGUUUUUAUUGCUACAUAGUGAGACUGUUAUCCAGAGGAGGGAGGAAAGGGGCCAGAAACUGAUAAUGAUGCCAGGGAGGUGCCAUUCUGCUGUCACUGCAACGUGCCAGAACCUCUCGAAUAACACGUUUACUUUCUAAUAUCGUGUUCGGAGAGAAAAUGUGUAAUUUACAAAAAGAAAUGUCUGUACUAAAUGUGGUUCUUUUAUUCACAACUGUUUUUAUUUUUAAACUAAUCUUUAUUGAAUCUUGGGCUUAGUUUUCAUGUGGGUUGUCAGUUCAGUCUCCUAUAAUAUGGUACUGAAGUGCUUAGAUCUUGGAAUGCAAUGACAUUUCUAAAAAAAAAAAAAAUAGGUCAGAUGUUA